UCCUGCUUGCUACUCAUGAGACUCUCCCCCUCUUCCCGCUCCACCGACCACCCGCCGCGCCAGCGCGAAGCAAAGCUACGCAAAGCAGGAGCAGGACAACGAGAACUCAACUACUGUAACUUGGCGGCGCUGUCGCUGGCUGUGGGCCCCAUAACAUUCUAUCACUCACCCGGCCAUUUGCCUUGCCGUGGAAUCAUUGAUCCUCCUCAAUUCUAUGUACAAAAAAAAACAUUUGGUCUUAUUGGUUGGUCAUCUGAAAGCACAUCACAAGUCCCUACUUGCCUGCAUAGCAACAAGGAAGCACCGAUAUCUGUCGGCCAAAUGAGCAACAAUCAACAGCAAGGUCGACCCCAUCAGUGGGAACAACGCCCUGAUAUGCCCAACAGAGGUGGAGUCUUCAACCCUCGGUUCCACCAAGCCCAAGGAGGACAAGCUUUCAACGGUAAUGGCAAUGGCUCGGGAGCAGGCGUACAACAUCUCAAUGCGCUCAAAAUGGGUGAUGGUUUCCACCACCACACCAAGACAUUUAAGCCCCAGCAAACUAAUAUCAAUAAUAAUGGCAAAUCAGGAGACAAACUGAAAAAGCCAAACUGGGAAGAGCUUCCAAGUUUCCCAAAAGAACUGUACACGCCAUCGCAGACCGUAAUUGACAGAUCGCCAGAAGAUGUAAAUGCGUACAGAGCCAACAAGCAAAUCACUGUCAGGGGAAAUGACGUGCCCAACCCCAGUCAAGAUUUUGAAGAAGCCAACUUCCCUGAUUACAUUAACCGCGAAAUCGUGAGGCAAGGCUUUGAUGAACCAACAGCAAUUCAAGCUCAAGGAUGGCCCAUCGCCCUUAGUGGACGAGACAUGGUCGGCAUUGCCCAAACUGGAUCCGGAAAAACCUUGGCAUACAUUUUGCCAGCUGCUGUUCACAUCAACCACCAAAGCCGACUUCAGAGGGGCGAUGGCCCUAUUGUUUUGGUACUGGCACCAACAAGAGAGUUGGCCCAGCAAAUCCAGCAGGUCGCCUCCGAUUUUGGCGCACCAUCCCAGAUCCGCAACACCUGUAUCUUUGGUGGCGCCCCUAAAGGACCCCAAGCACGUGAUUUGGACAGGGGCGUGGAGAUUGUUAUUGCCACACCGGGCAGACUGAUCGACUUCCUAGAGCGAGGCACCACCAACCUCCGUCGCUGCACCUACUUGGUGCUUGAUGAGGCCGACCGUAUGUUGGACAUGGGCUUCGAACCCCAGAUCAGGAAAAUUGUUGACCAGAUCAGGGUAUGGCCUGACCGCCAGACUUUGAUGUGGUCUGCUACUUGGCCCAAGGAGGUGCAAGCGUUGGCUGAAGACUUCCUGAAGAAUUAUGUUCAUCUCAAUGUCGGCUCUCUUUCACCUGCAGCAAACCACAACAUUCGCCAGAUUGUUGAUGUUUGCCAGGAGCAUGAGAAGCACGCUAAGCUCACUACUCUGCUGAGAGAAAUAUUUACUGAAAGAGACAGCAAAUGCAUCAUUUUUGUUGAGACAAAGAAGAAGGUCGACGAUAUCACCAGAGCCAUCAGACGCGAGGGUUGGCCUGCUAUUGCCAUUCACGGCGACAAAUCUCAGCCAGAGCGUGACCACGUCCUAGCAGAAUUCCGCAACGGCAAGUCGUCUAUUCUGGUUGCAACCGAUGUUGCCGCGCGAGGGCUUGAUGUUGAGGAUGUCAAAUUCGUCAUCAACUUUGACUACCCCAACUCAUCGGAAGAUUACAUUCACCGCAUUGGCCGCACUGGACGUUCCCAAAAGCUCGGAACUGCUUACGCCUUCUUCACUCCCAACAACGCUCGUCAGGCCAGGGACUUACUCUCAGUUCUGCGUGAAGCAAGCCAAAUGAUCAACCCUCAGCUGACGGAACUCGCCGCUCAGCAGCGAAACAGCUUCAAUGGACGAGGCCGUGGAAGAUACAGCAACAGCAGCAUGCAAAGAUCACAGUCGAAUGGCUUUGGCCAAAAUGGAGCGCCUCAAGCCAUGAGCACCAACGGCGCCCCACGCUUCAACAUGGGCCGCGGUCGCGGUGGCUUCGCUGCCAACGGCAUGCAGCAGGGUGGACGCGCUCCUUACAUGAACGGCGGUGGCUUCCACCACCCGCAUCAGCAGGCGCACCAGCAGCAGGUCCCUCAGCCCUCUGCUCAUUUUGUUCAGCAGCAACCCGCCCCCCCUGGACACUGGAACGGCGCCCAGCAGCAGGCGCAGCGCCAUCAGCAGGGCCAGUUCUACAGCAACAUGCAGGGCAACAUGCCGGGCAACGUGCCACAGGCUGAUCUGCAGGCGCUUCUCAACAGCAAGUUUUUCCAGUGCACGCCGCCGCCAUGCGGAGGCAACCAAGCGCAGGCGUUCUUCCAACCAUACGUCUACAGCUAUGGUCAGACAGCCGCCGUCCAGCAGUAGAUCUUGCGAUCACUGCAGGUAGGUUGAGAUUGCAUGCACGACUGCACGCGGUAGGGAAAAAUUGGCUUCAGAAUACCGAUCAUUUGGUAUUAGUACACAAUUCCAAAAACUACCUUCCAGGUUCGCGGUUUUUUUUCGAUACUGGAAAGAAAAAUGAUUAUUGUAAUGUGUCGAAUAUUAGUUGAUUUAAGCUAUUUUCUUUCUUGUGAAAUCAUUUGAACUUAAUUUCGUCCUUGAUGAAAAUACAAUAUAAUGAAUUUCUGAGCUGAUGUUUUUAAUAAUAAUAUUCAUGCAAGGCGGUUUGGUAGUUGGGUUAAAGAAUUCAUUUAUAAUUAGUAACACCAGGCUACUUUGCCACGCCCACGACAUGCAGUUCAACAAUUAAAUAACAGGAAGGAUUAAUUUGAAACUAAAGCCAAUCCUGCGUAUAUUGCAUACAUUUAGUGCGGCCGCGUGGAAAGCUGGCUGAAAAACUGAGCUGUUUGUUGUGGGCGUGGCUUAUCGUAACUUUAAUAAUAUUACAAAUACAUUAACAUAAGUAUUGUGCUUGGUAGAUGUAGUACGCUUUUAUUAAUAGCGUUUCAAUGACUUAAAGCUUUGAGAAGAAGGGGAAUCACUGGCCACAUGGUCGAUCCCUUUCCAUAAUUUGAUAGAUUUAAAUCCACAUUCUCUAGCAGUGCUACUAGCAUGCUCAUUAACACGAUAAAAGAAUGAAAAAACUAUACCAGAUUAUGUAAUAGUCAUCUCGUAUAAAUAAUUGUUCUAUCAAUUUGUUUUUGUCAAAAGUUAGAUCGAGACGAUAAGUCAUGACCACUCAAUGUCACUCAAUCACAUAAUUUAUUUCUUCGUCAUUUUAUGAGCUAAGGUUUUUAUACACAUAAGGCAAAUCACAUUUGUUGUCAUUGGACAUCUGCUGUAAUUGAAAAGAAAACACACACUGUUUGUUGUUCCUCCGUAAUGAUGUAAUAUGUCUAGGAAAUUUUGCAUUCUUCCCCAAGAGAAGAAUUAUUUAAGUUGAAGCUGAAAGCGACGAUCUCUUUGCGCACGGGGCCAUUUCCAAACAAAAGAUAACCUUCCGCCCAUUUGAAAUCUUGCAAGUGGAUCUGCGCUGAGCUUAAUAAUAUGAAAGUAUAUUUCAUGGUAUCCUAAAUAAGAAUAUAACUCGAGAUUUUGUACGAAUGCUAUCUGAGAAUGGGGAAUUUUACAAGUAGGUGGCUGAUAAGACAACCCGUUGGGGGCAAACGAUUUCAGACCAACAAGAUUCUCUCCAGUAUGAAUAUGAUAUGACAAAUAUGAUUCGGUUGAGUUAACAGUUUUCAAACACGCCGAAAACCAGUUUCUACCUAGACACUGCGCAAUGCAUUUUGGUGUACUUUUUUCAGUGUGAGAAUACACAUCCACUUAACAUGAGGGGGUGCCAAGUACUAAACGAGUGUCGUAGUUUUCAUUGACUGAGACCGGCGAAUAGCACACACAUGGGGCUGUAGUUGAGGAAUAAUUGCAGCAGCAGUGACCUAUGCAGGCAAUUAAGGCUUGAUGAAACCAACAGUUAAUGUACUAAACUUAAAAAGAAACAAACAAUGAUGAUUUGUUCCGCGCCCAGAAAUAUUGCAGUAACGUUAAAUAGUCGAUAUGCAGAACGAAACAAUACGAAACGCUGCCAAACUACUCUCAUCGGCGAAAAGCCUUGUUAAUUAUAAUUAUUAAUUGAAUAUCAUUCAAUCGCUGCGCACACGUUUUGAUCUCCGCCAUUUUCGAUGAUUUCUCUUCGGCAUUGAGCCGCCGAGCUCACUUGGACGCAUGAUGUGUGUAAAAUAUUGAUAAUCGAGAUAAAACAUGAGAAUUCAAGUAGCAAGCAGACCGGGAAGCGUCCGUUCCGACUUCAAUGCAAGAUGCUGUUGAUUUAAUUAAAAAUAAAAAUAGUUUUAUAAAAUAAUACACGGCCACCGUCGCACUUCCGACUUGGCGGAUCCGCUUCGACCGAGACUGAAAGCAGCGGCGGCGACCGAUCAUUUUUGAGAGUACACGAUCACACGCUCAACAACCGCAAAAAGUGAGCCACAUGAGCAGCAACGCGUUUUUAGCCUCUUCACGAAUGGUUUUCUUAGCUGUGAUACCUAUUCAAUGAUCUGAGAGACUGGCUAUCCGCUCCCGGCUGGCUCCGGGUUACACUAUGAUAAAAACGAUAAACACGCGAUGAUGUGUUUUUUCGCCACCUUUCUUUUGCUCCUUGUUUCGAAGCAGGGUGUUGUUUGUUCGUCGCAAGCGAGCCAACGAGCUAAAAUCGAUUACACUGAAGUGAAAUUCAUCGUUCCGCUACAAACACUAUGAUAGGUUUUCGAGCAAGGAAUUUUUAAGCGAAGCCUCUUCUUUAUAAUCAAAGAAAACAACUUGUGAUAUUAAGACAUUCAUUCAUAAAAGGGUACAUCGAACUGUUUGAUUGUAGUGAUUGUUUUUUGAUUAAUUAACUAUCGUCCCUUUUUACGGUCGUUUUUCUCUUAUUAUUACCUGGUCUAGUGAUAUUUUCUUCGUGUGACAACACACGCAGGAAACAACGCCAACUCGGUAUUUAUUUGUUUGCAUUAAUGUAGAUUUUUCUUAUUGAUCCUCCUCCUCCUCCUCCUCCUCUCUACUAUGCAGAGCUAUAAUAACUUUUCCAAGCGAGUCACGGAGCAAGCAUUUUGAUUUUGCUUUCGACUUCUUUCUUAUUUCGUUGAAAUGCCUAGUUGUAAACUUCAAAUCCCGAAUACGCAGUGGACUUUUGAAAUAUUUUGUACAAGACUGAUAACAAAGCUUUAAACAAAGAGAACAACAACUUUUGUCGUUAACAAAUUGAAAGCGAAGAAACACGCACGCGGAAAAUAGUGCAAUCGAUGAUAAUUUAAAACAUAAGCAGUUGACGAAAAAAAAUAAUACGGGAAAGUGCUAACGACGAAACAGUUUGUGAAACCCUUAAAAAAGAAUGUUUAUUUUAUAAUAACAAGUUGGUUCUGACUAAAUUAUUAUUUAUUUCCAUAGACUAAAGUAGAAGCAAAGAAAUAUUGCAAAAUGAUGAAGAAAAGGCGCGCCAAUAUUAUGUGUUGUUGUGUUUUACUUGAUGAUAAAUGAUAAUAAUUAAAGCGAAAAAUCGAGACGAGUCGCCAAGCGACUAGCCAGUGGAAUUGCCCUCAUGUUGCUAAUCUUCAUGCAAAGAAAUCAUUCACGAGAAUUAUUAAUUUUGUCCGAGAGUGUAUUUAUAUUGAUUUUAUUUUGUCUUUUGUUUCGCUAGAGAGAGAGACAGACAGACGGAACCUAGUUAAGAGUUUAAAUGCUUAUUUCGAAUAGUUUAUAACGUUGUAUCGACUGAUUGGCAUUUUACGAACUUGACACGAAAAUUAUUCAUGACAAGCCACACUGUGUAAGCAAUGGCGAUAAUUAAAAUAAAUUAUUCUUCUGUUUUGAAUAAAUCGCGUGUCAAUUUCGUAAAAUGCCAAUCAAUCGAUACAACGUUAUAAGUUGAUUUUUGAAAACACAAAUCGUGAAAUGAAAUCGCCUCCAGUCAAAUAUUGAGAUAGUGUAUCUAAUUAAUUGCAGAACUUCUCUAUUGCAUUCGGUGAGUGGAGAACCCUUUGACACAUUACAAAGACUACUUAGUAAGCCUUGAUGCCAACUCAAUUGAAUGAGAACAAUUUACUCACGGCAUGUGUGUAAGUGUGUAAAAAAGUGAAUAUUUUUCAGCGCAUAAUGCAGUGAAAUUAAAAAUUGAACAGUUAUGCCUUGACAGUACAAAAAAGAGACACAAAAAUAAUAAUUUCACCUCCUGUCUAAUGGAAACUAAAAACGGAAUGUGAUCAGUCUUUCUUUACUUAAAAAUCGCUUCAAAUGAUGAAAUCGCGAAUCGAGUUUUUUGUUGUUAAGUGCGCACGGGCGAGUCGAGCCUGGUUCUUUUUCUAUGAAAUACUUCUUAAUUAUCUCUCACCUCGGAAAUCGCGGCAUUCAAGAAUCGGGUCUAUGAAAUAAAAAUAAUUACUUGGGGAUAAGUAGGGUUAACGAGAGUGCAUUGUACACAAUCAGUAAUAUCAAGCAGAGUUACAAGAAAUCAAUAAUCAAGCUGCGCUCCAAUCUAGUCAGCUUAAGCAAACAAGAUGUUGUGAAAUGAGAGUUUAAAAUUUGCAACCAACGGUACCAUGACAUUUUUCCUUCUUGUCGCUAAAAUUUAUGUAAUACGUUUGAAGUCGAUUAUGAUUUUUGCGCUGUGUUAUGAAAAUACCCGAAUCUCCUCCCGCCCCCCGUCUCCUCCUUUUCCUGUUGUUUUUUUCCUCCUCCUCCUCCUCCUCCAAAGUCCCCCCACAUUUUGAUUCUGGAUUUAUCUGAUGUAAUUUGCUUUGAAUCUGGAACUGCCUAAAAAUGACAGGCUCAAGCAAACAAAGCCUUAUGUCCAUUUGUACAGCGGCGAGGACUCGCAAAUUAUGGGUUUUGCGGUUCCUCCCUCUAUUGUCAGUUGCGACACAAAUAGUCAAAAUAAUCACACUAAACUUUGCAUUCCUUUGUCUUUUUUCUUUAUCUGGAAUAUCGAUUGUUUAAUUCUAUUUAAUGUGAUGAAGAUCAAUGGCCAGAUUUACUGUGAAACGAAAUAGCGACGCAACAGAAUGAUGAUUUAUUGUCUUUAUUUAACAAAAUGAGUUGGCUGUAUCUUGAUUUCAGUAUUUUUCAAAGAAACAUCAAAAAAUCGUGUAAAGUGGCAUGACUAAAAAAAUUCAAAAUAUUAUCUCUUCGAAUUGAGAAAAAUAACUUGAUGAAAAUACCAGACUUUUAAUUCAAACAUUAUGUGUGGAAUAUGUUGUAAAACAGUUCAAUAUUAAAAAAGGUUACAAUUAUCACCAAAUAAA
Cloeon dipterum is the source of this 7277-nucleotide messenger RNA. RefSeq lists its product as uncharacterized. The transcript is spliced from 11 exons. Bases 16 to 2409 code for a protein of 797 amino acids. Gene Ontology annotation, cellular component: nucleus; cytoplasm; ribonucleoprotein complex. Lineage: Eukaryota; Metazoa; Arthropoda; Insecta; Ephemeroptera; Baetidae. The record is from RefSeq and is a predicted model, not a curated record. Gene Ontology annotation, molecular function: RNA binding; ATP binding; RNA helicase activity.